AUGGAUUCAGCCGGAGUGAUUCGUCGAAAUAUUACUAAACCACGAGAUGUUAUUCCUAGAAAUCCAGCGAUGAAUCCUGAUACAUUGCUAGAUGUGCCAGAGUUUAAUUUUACAUACAAUGAUUCUGAUACAAUACACGCUGAAAUAGCUGAAUUAUAUACAUAUUCGGAAGAACCAGAAUUUGUUUGGAAUGCUGAAGCAUUUCAUGUGUUAUUCCAAGCGAAAUAUGGUGAAAAUAAACAAUGGAAAGAUUAUUCACGAGAUGAUAAAAUAGAUUUUAUGGUUUAUUUAUUGGAGCAAUGCGAACUUGUUGAUCGAACUCGACGAUGUCAAGCUAUGAGAGCUAUUCUCUAUCUCGUACAAGGAGUAUUUUAUCAAUGCUCCGAUAUGGAUGAAUAUAUGUCAAAUGCAAAAGAAAACGUUUUAUUAUUAUAUACAUGUGACGGUGUUCAUAUAUUUAUGGAGUUAUUUAAUAUGGAAUUGAAUCAUUUAUGCAAUGAAAAUGAUAUGAAAACAACAAAUAAAAAUUUGAGUGAUAAUCAAGAAAUGAGAGUAAUUAUUAGUAUACUCUAUACCAUUGUUGAAUUCGCACGGCAAAUCAAUGAGAAUACCGAUGAGCAAUGGAAAAAUUUUCAACAAUUAUUGAAAAAUGAAUUAUCUCAUCCGAAUGAUAAUAAUGAAUUAUUUGCAAGUACAUUAUAUCAUGCAAUAUGCGUCUUUUGCAAUGCACCUUCUCCACCGCUACCUAUUCGAAAACUUCUUUUACUUCUUUGGAAAGUGCUAUUGUUUACUCUCGGUGGUCUUGAUGACGCAUUCGAACAAAAAAAUAUUGCUCGAAAUGAACAAAAUCUCGAGCCUAUUGCUGAAAAUCCAGCUAAAGUCAUUGCGAGAAUGCCACCAAUAUCGCCUCCCUUAGCCGGUGCUGAAUGUCUAGAAAUUCAAGGUCAAACUGAAGGUGGAAGUAGUGCUCGACGAGCUAAACGCCAAAGUUUUACAAAACAAUCGGCAUUAGAUUCAGAUGCAAAUAAUGAUGAUAGUUCAGCAAGUGGAAAUAAUACAUCGAAUGAUGAUGAUACGACAACAGCUAUUCCAUCAACGCCAACUUCAUCACUUACUUCAUCUGAAUCGAUGACAUCGUUAGCGAGCGAUGCAUCAACCGUUGAUCCAGCAUCAACUUUACUUAUGAAAGAAUUGCCUUGGGUACCAAAAGUUAGGCAAAAGGAUUUAGAAGCAUUUCUGGAACAUACUCGAAAGAAAUUUGUUGGUUUCACAAUAAAAGAUGAUUUAACAACAUUAAUUGGUUUACCGAAACCGAUUCAUGAAAGCAUCAAAAUUCUUAAACAACAUCUAUAUAUACCAUUAUCCGAAGUUCAGAUACAAAUUGAAGAUGAAGUUGUCAAAUAUCCAUUGUCCAAGAAAGAAACGAAUAUCUCUGAUAGUGCUGCCGAACGAUUAUAUCGUGCAACACUUGCACAAAUUCCACAAUUUCUUAUUGCUUUACUUAAAUUACUUUUAACGUCAACACCAACUGCUAAACCAAAAACAGAGUCGAUUAAUAUACUUUGUGAUGUUAUUCCAGAAGAAAUUCCAUGUUCAAUGGUACAAACAAUGAAACUUGGAUUUGAUAUUAAUCGACAUAAAGAAAUGAUUGUCAAAUCUGUUUCAGCUAUUCUAUUACUUCUUUUGAAACAUCUUAAAGUUAAUCAUAUUUAUCAAUUUGAAUAUAUUUGUCAAAAUCUUGUCUUUUCAAAUUGCAUCACAGUCAUACUGAAAUUUUUCAAUCAUAAUAUUCUCUCUCACAUUCAAGCAAAAAAUACAAUUCUACCUCUUGAUUUUCCAACUUGUGUUAUUGGUCCUCAACCCGAAUUAACAGCUGAUUUAUUUGAUAUACCAGAAAAUGAAAACUACUGUUGGCGUAAUAUGUUUUCAUCAAUAAAUCUUCUUCGAAUUUUAAAUAAACUCACGAAAGGAAAACAUGCAAGAACAAUGGUUUUAGUUGCUGUAAAAUCUGCUCCAAUUCUGCGUAAAGCUUUACGUGUUAAACAAGCCAUGAUGCAAUUAUAUGCAUUAAAAUUAUUAAAACUACAAACACGCUACCUUGGUCGACAAUGGAGAAAAUCAAAUAUGAUGACUAUUUCGGCUAUCUAUCAACGUGUCCGACAUCGUCUUAAUGACGAUUGGGCAUACGGAAAUGAACAAGAAACACAAACGUGGGAUUUUCAAACAGAAGAACGUGCACUAAGAAAUAAAAUUGAUAUUUUCAAUCAACGUCGUUAUCAACGUUUAUCAUCAUCGAAUUCAAACAACAAUAAUAAUAAUACUAAUAAUCUCGCCAAUGCCAGUACACAAAAUGCUUCUGCGAAUGAAUUUGAUUUCGAUAGUUUUAUUCCAUUAAAUAAUGAUUUAUUGACUGCGCUUUCAUCAAAUAGUAGUUUAGGUGAUCAUGAUCUACCUGAAUCAUUUAAACGACAUUAUGAACAAUGGCUAAACGAUGAAGUAUUCAAUGUCGAACAACAAACAGACUGGGAUGCUAUAUUACAUUCGAAAUCAAUUGUCAUUUAUUAA
Messenger RNA from Rotaria socialis, 2565 nucleotides. The record is from the annotation of a GenBank genome assembly. Lineage: Eukaryota; Metazoa; Rotifera; Eurotatoria; Philodinida; Philodinidae.